AUGGACUUCCCUCUUCCCACUGUUUCCCUGCUGAUCGACAGCGCCUUGUCCUUGGUGUACCCGAAACCAUCCCUCAUGGCUCCUUCAACGCCGAAGAACGACCCUCAGGCAGCGGAUGCCGUACCCAGAGACUACUAUGUACGAAGACAAAAGCCCUUGCCAACAGACCCGACGACCAGGGCCCAUGUCCAGACUGUUCUCGAGAAUGGAUAUGUCAUAAUCCCAAACGCCUUCACCGAUGCAGAGGCCAUCGAGGCCAUCGCAGAGAUCGAUCGCCUCCACGGAAAGAAUCCAAAGGCGGGCAUGCAUGCCUUCGACGGCUUCAAGACCAACCGAAUCCUAUCCCUCCUGGGAAAGACGCGCUGCUUCGACAAGUUCGUUCUCCUACCGCAAGUCCUUGCCUUGAACGACUACUUCCUAGACGAAGACUACCUCCUCUACAUCAUGGAGACCAUCGUCAUCAACCCAGGCGAGAAGAACCAAGUCCUCCACCACGACGACGGGGUCACGCACCUACCCCGACCGCGCCCACCCGUCACCGCCGCGACCAUGAUCGUGCUGGACGAUUACACCGAGACCAACGGGGCGACUCGGAUUAUCCCGGGCUCGCAUCUCUGGGGCAGUGACAGGAUUGGGGAAGAGAACGAGGCGAUCCCUGCUGUGUGUCCGAGGGGAAGUGUGAUUUACUUCCUGGGCACGACGUGGCACUCCGGAGGCGCGAACCGGAAUGAGAAGCCGAGGUAUGCGGCGACGAUCCAGUAUUGCCAGCCGUAUAUCAGGCCUUUGGAGAACUUGAUGAUUGGGAUCGAUCCUAGACGCGCGCUUUCUGGGGAGAUUCCGAAGAAGAUUGUUGAUAUGAUGGGAUAUCGCUCGUCGAUUCCGUUUGUCGGAUUUGCUGAUGGAAUGAACCCCCGAAAGGCUACAAAACGCCUCAUCCGUUGGCUUCAGGGGCCGGUGGAUCUUCAUCCUCCCACUUUCCCAAGCGAGGAUGGGGAGAAGGAGGUUCAUGUUAUAAGCAAACUUUGA
Messenger RNA from Colletotrichum karsti, 1026 nucleotides. Its product is annotated as phytanoyl-CoA dioxygenase. The transcript has 2 exons. The record is from RefSeq and is a predicted model, not a curated record. Bases 1 to 1026 code for a protein of 341 amino acids. NCBI's taxonomy places the organism in Eukaryota, Fungi, Ascomycota, Sordariomycetes, Glomerellales, Glomerellaceae.